GGUCAUGUUGGGAGGUAUGCUAUAAUAUUCAUGGAUAGUGUGUCAUUUGUGUUCAAGAGCUUUCAAUCUAUGUAUUACUGUACAUUCUCAUAGUUAAAAGCUAAGGAACCAAGUUUCACUUCCUGGAAAUAUCCUCAGCGGACACUCAGGUAUGAAACCCCAAUCUGAGCAUUUCUCAGUCUCUGCUACAAACGCUUCCUGAAUCUCUUACAAAACUGCUUGGCAUUCUGUGACAUGUUGGGCUGUCAGGAGCAAUUACUCUAAUCUUGUCCAGCCUUUCUGAAUCAGGAGCCCGGCUUAACAGCAGGGUCUGUAUGAAAGGUGCUAUUGUGCAUAGCAUGAACACUCAACUAAAGAAAAGACUGUUUUCUCUUCUGCAAAAACAUGGAAAUGUCUCUUUUAAGAUGUUGCUGAUUUCUCCUUCAUGCCGGGCGUAAUAACUGGACCUGUCAGUGUGCCAGCGACUGUUUGUCUCAUGCAGUCUGUGUCUUUCUGGAGUCUGGGGUGGACAAUACACACCCUGCAAAGUGCCAACUCCCGGGAAGUCAAGAACCUAAUUACAGGAGCUGCAGCAUUUUCCGUGGGGGGAGAUUGGAUUUCUAGCUCCACAUAGCAUGGGAGCGGCUCAUGGAAAGAAGAAGGAAUACUCUCUCCAGGCUAAGUUCCAUAAUGACUAUGGAAAACACAUAAUAAAUGGCUCAGCCUCCAUGUAUUCUGAGAUACAGAGGGAGCCACCGGAUAUAGGAAGCAUUCUGGCUCAUCCUGAUUAUCUUGAAGGAAACACUGACCUUAUCAAGCCUAAGAAGCUCCUGAAUCCUGUAAAGGCAUCUAGGAGUCACCAAGAGCUCCAUCGGGAACUGCUUAUGAACCAUCGGAGAGGUGUGGGCAUUGACAAGAAGCCGGAGUUGCAGCGUGUUCUUGAAAACCGAAGGCGAGACAAGAUCAUCCAGCAGAAGAGAGAGGAGGAGGAGAGCAAAAAGCUGCAGUCUCCGUUUGAACAGGAGUUGUUAAAGAGACAGCAGAGGCUUGAACAGCUUGAAAAAGAAGAACAGGAUCCUAAAGAAGACAGCCACGCCCCAGAGUUUAUAAAAGUGAAAGAAAAUCUGAGAAGAACAGCAACGCUGCCCAGCGAUGAGAGAGUUGUGUAAGAUUUGCCAACCAGGAAUUAAGUUGUAUGUGAUGCUGAAUGUCGGACGACACCUGGGCACUUGUGUACUUGGCUGACAUUGCAGAUAUGACUUUGUAAGGAAUUGUCCCUCAUCAAGACAGCAAAACACCUACAAGAUUGUAUCUACAGCAGUGAUAUAACACCCUGUACUUAUCUGCCACAGCAUUGAGUAGACAAUGCUUUGCCCUAGCGCCAGUGGACAUAUCUUCAUGCAUGUGGCUGUGGAGGAUCAUAGCUGAGCAGAUGUGUUGCCUACUGUGUCCUCACCCCAGGGCAUUGCUGAGUUCCAAGUGACUUCGGAAUGAAGAGGCAUGAGAUUCUUUGUAGGUCAUCAUUGAAAUCUGCGGCAUGCAAAUCCAGUGACGAUGGGGUAUCCAACAGAGAGCCUAGGAAACAAAACACAUACUUAUCAGUAGGCUGGGUUUACUGCAUACAUGUUCUGCAUGUCCUAUACCAAGAUACGUGCUGUGAGUGUUACAAAAUCAUCUGUAACUGCUAUGUGAGGUUUCACAUGACCAGAAAGAGCACCUUUGUUGUAGCGUUACCAGCCCAUGAUUAGUCCAUCCUAUUACCAUAUUAACACAAUGUGGUAUGACCUGCAUAAACCGACCACAGGAUCUUAGUGAAGUCCACUCAUUUGUUUUGCCUUGCUGAUGAAUAGUACAAGGACGAGUCUUCUUUCUCUGACCAGUAGGGGGAGCAGUGAGGAUGCCUAGUGUGGUCUACAGUCAUACUAUGACCAGAUGUUGCUGAAUUUAAUUUGGGGUGUACAUUAGAGGAUUUCUCAGGCAUUGCUAAAGCCAGUAUGUAAUCAAGCCUUAAUGAUAUAAAAUUAAGAAAUAUCAGUAAAGAGGAAGGAUCAUCACGAAUUAAUCAUUACAAAGUGAUAUAUCAUAGCAAAUUGUUGUUUCACUGCCCAUUAUAAGUCAAUAUUCAGCCCUAGAUUUGCUUCUUUUUCAUCAAGAUAAUUAAACUCAAUAAUAAUAAAGAAAAAGGUAUGGGUGCUGAAAUGGAUAUUUUGGUGGUACUCCAAGUAGAGCUAUUCAGGUGGAGCAAAUUAUUCCUGGAACCUUAAAAAUAUUUUUGGGGCACCCAGUACAAACAACUCCUGGAUACAAAACAAAGUUCCCUGGCAGUUUUGGGUGGAUUAUAUAUAUAUAUAUAUAUAUAUAUAUAUGUGCUAGGGGGUCACAUGACCUCUUUCUAUCUCAUGGAACAGGGGAUGAUGAAUUAUUUGUAGAAAUUCCACCAGUGAAUACAUGUUUUCUCACAGCUGUGGUUCUCACGGGUUCACUACGAUAUGCCGGCGGUCGGACUCACACUAUUUCACUAUUUUAUUCUCCCUCCAGGGGGGUCGUGGACCCCCACGAGGGAGAAUAAGUGUCGGUAUGCCGGCUGUCGGGAUCCCGGCGCCGGUAUACUGUGCGCCGGGAUCCCGUCAGUCGGCAUACUGAAGACCACCCGUUCUCACAGCUCAGUGAGGUUUCUUCCCAAUAUUUUGGCAUUUUUUUACUUUCAAACAAAGCUAUAUGCACAUAUGUUUGUAUAUGGGAGAACAUGGGAGUUUAGUGGCAUUGGGAUAAAUGUAUGAAACAGUGAUGAGAGGAGAAGUGAGCCAGUGGAGAAGUUGCCCAUGACAACCAAUCAGCUACUCUGUAUAAUUUUAUAGUAUGCAAAUUACAAAUGUUACUUCAAUGCUGAUUGGUUGUCAUGGGCAACUUCUCCACUGGCUCACUUCUCCUCUCUUAUCACUGCUUCAUACAUUUACCCCAAAGGGCCUAAUUCAGACCUGAUCGCUCCUCUAUGAAUUUGCAGAGGUUUGCGAUCAGAUAGCCGCCGCCCAGACAGAGUGAAUAGCUGCCCUGUGCAAGUCUGCGUACGCCUUGCGAAAAUCUCUGCGAAAGCCGGUCAGCUGCAAAGCCGUUUGCAACUCACUCACCAUUGAAUGUUUUUUCCAGUCUGUGCAAUGUGUGUGCAGCCCAGGACCUACUCCUACAGUGCGAUAGAAGCAGGAUGAUUGGGGCUGGAGCUGACAUCAAACACCCUCCCUGAAAAUGCUUGGGCACGCCUGCAUUUUUGCUGGCACUCUCAGAAAACAUCCAGUUACCACCCACAAACGCCGGCUUCCUGUUAAUCACCUUGCGUACACCUAGCGAUCAAAAAAGAUGCUGGACACAUGCGCAGUCGAUCGUUCAGUCACCUUGCGAAUUUGCACAACAGCAAUCCGGUCUGAAUCGGGCUCAAACUUUUGUACCACUUUGCCUGUGUGAAAUCUCAGCUUAAAAGAUAACUUGGGGAACUGUGAGCAAGUUUUCUCUAUAGCAGCAAACAAUCAGAGUACUUAUGUCAUUUCUAUAACAGUUUAGAAAAUUAAAGAUAAUGGUGGAGAUUUAUCUAUCCCUUGACAGAGAGAAAGUAGAGGCAGAAACUACCAAUUAAUCCGCUCCUGACAAUUUUCAAAUAAAGAUGUACUAAGUAGUGAAAAGAGUGGAUAAGUGAGCCAGUGGAGAAGUUGCCCAUGGCAACCAAUCAGCUGCUCUGUAUAAUUUUAUAGUAUGCAUAUUCUAAAUGUUACUUCAAUGCUGAUUGGUUGCCAUGGACAACUUCGCCACUGACUCAUUUCUCCACUCUUUUCACUGCUUAGUACAGGCAUGUCCAAACUGCGGCCCUCCAGCUGUUGAGAAACUACACAUCCCAGCAUGCCCUGACACAGCUUUAUCAUUCUCUAACAGCAAAACUGUAUCAGGGCGUUCUGGGAUAUGUAGUUUCACAACAGCUGGAGGGCCACAGUUUGGACAUGCCUGGCUUAGUACAACUCCCCCACAGCCUGUCACAUGGCAGUUAGUAGCUGAUUAGCUGGCAUCUCUCUCCAAGGCUCCAUUUCCCAGAAUAUCUGUUUGGUCCUUUGAGCUAUGGCACAUUGGUGUACAUUGUAACACGUUAAUUAAUAAGCCAGUAGUUGUGUCAUAAUUAGGGAAGUAAAAAUGAAGUAGUCUGAUGACUGGUAGGUAGUACAAUGAAACUACUCAUCAUUGAUCUUCCAGACGUAUUUUGUCUGUUUCCUCAUUUAAUGAUCCUUCCCUUUUAGUGAUGUGGCCCGAUCACAUUAUGCUUUACUCCUGUGCAAUUAAAUAGAACAUUUAUUUUGGCGUCUCUUUGAUGCCGGCUAUUUUUCUAUGUAGUCUUCUAAUCAAAUUAAAUAUAUAGACAUAGAGUAUUUGCUUACAGUUUAUUAAAUACAGCACAAAGUAUUUUUUUAAUGAGGUAAACUGGACCAUUGAUAUAUUCAUUUUGCCCACAGUUGCUACAAUGAAAUUCUAAGUUGCACUUUAUGUACUAAUGGGAUUAUUAUAAUUUUAUCCCCAUAAUUGUACACUGAAUACUCACAGACAAACUUUUUCAACUACUGAAAUAUUAUCAUUGUUAGAAUUGAUUGGUGAUUCUAGAGCUAAAUGAUAAAUCUACGCAAACUUGAAAAUGUUAUUUUUUUGUGUAAUUCAGGAAGAUAUGCUUUAAUAUAAAAUGCUACUGACCUGGGGUCCAUGCACAAUAAAUCAGCUUUAGUGUGGGGAUUAUGGGCAGGCCUGAUUCAUGUUUGUAAAACCCAUUUCACACCGCACAAAUAACCCGGUAUAUUGACAUGGUCGACACAGGUUGCUGUGCUAUGUGAAAGGGUCACGCCAGAAAUAUCAAGCGACCCGGUACUCGUUCACUGCAUAGGGAGAGGCGGAGCAGAGAUGAUGUCUUCUCACAGCCCCGCCUCCGCUCCCGCCCCCUAUUCCGGCUCCGUCCCUGCUCCCGGAUAGCAACCGGGUCGGGAUGGGCGGUGUGUAGGGUCCAAUGCCGGCUUCCACCUGGGAAGGGCCCGUCUCCAAUUCCCGGGUGGGACCCAGCAUUGCGAUCUGAGAGCAAUAUGUGUAAUGUAAAAAAAUCAUGUAACUUUGUUUCUGGAACAAACCAUGUUGCCAUCCGGUUAAAUACUGGAUGGUUUUGUAUCUCACAAAUGUUAGACAGCUUUAUGCAUUGCAAUUUAGAUUUCAGUUUGAACACCCCCACCCAAAUCAUAAUCUCUCGCACAUGUUACAUCUGCCCCACCUGCAGUGCAACAUGGUUUUGUCCAGUUGCUUGUCUUUUUGCUUUACUUACAUACAUGAAUCCAGCCUAGUAUCAUUGGUGCCAAUGGUAGUGCAAUGUCUUUCUCUCUGCACAUAAGGCAGGCUUCUGUGACUUGCUAUUUAUAGCUGACAGGAUUCCGUCACUGGAAACCUCAGUGUUAAGAUAAAGGGGUACAUUUACUAAGCAGUGAUAAGAGCGGAGAAGUGAGCCAGUGGAGAAGUUGCCCAUGGCAACCAAUCAGCACUGAAGUAACAUCUAUAAUUUGCAUACUAUAAAAUGAUACAGAGCUGCUGAAUGGUUGAUGGGGAAAUUUCUCCACUGGCUCACUUCUACGUUCUUAUCACUGCUUAGUAAAUGCUUAGUAAAUGUACCCCUAAGAGUGGUAACCAGAUAAGUAGAAUUAUGUAAUAUAGCAUCAUUUUAUUGAAUUCCAUCCAAGACAAAAUGGUUGGGUGUUUGCUGGAAUUUGCCAUUAAAUUUUGUAUUGGGUGUUAUAUACAGUAGUAGCAAAUGUCCAAGAACCCAAGAUAACCAAUCAGAAAGUUGCUUUCACUGUAUAAUUGCACUUAAUCACAGCAAAAUGUUGAUAGGUUGCGCUAAGCACACUGUACAUUAGUAUUGUGUUUAUUAAAGUUGGUCCAAAGACAUCCUGGCUAUGCAUGUGCCAUGAUGCUUGUAAGUACAGCAAAUGAUGGCUUUCCCGGCACAGCUACCCAACACAAUACUGCAGUCAUCAAGGAAAGGAUCUGUACAGUACUUAGAAACUGAAGUAGAAAAGCCCUGUAACUGUUAAAAGCUGCAGCCUUAUUGUAUUUUAUCUACCAUAGAUAUCCUGAUGAGAGUAGAGUAACCCUUGUUUUUGUACACUUAUUACAUUAUCAUAUAAUAGAAGAACGUAUAUAUCACAAGUUAGUUGUGACAAUGACCAAAUUGUGCAUAAUGACAAUGUUAUCUUGUUCAUCUUAUAUUAGCCAGGUAUACUUGGAUAAGGUCUCAGUAAAAUGGACACUCAAACAGCCUGAGAGAACUCAUUUUCCAAAGCAGUGGAUAAUUAUCAGGCAUUGGGGGAGAUGUAUGAAGCAGAGAAAAGAGUGGAGAAGUGAUACACUGGUGAAGUUGCCCAUGGCAACCAAUCAGCUUUGAAGUAACAUUUAUCAAGUGUUUGGUUGCCAUGGGCAACAUCUCCACUGGCUCACUUCUCCACUGUUUUCACUGCUUAAGGCAACCAAUGAGCUUGUACCUAUUAUUUUAUAGAAUGUACUUGAUAAAUGAUAACAUAAAAGCUGAUUGGUUCUAUGGACAACUUCUCCGCUAGGUAACUUUUCCACUCUUUAUACUGCUUGACUCAACUCCCCUGUAGUUCUUUUGUGCAGGAUUCCAUUCACCAUAUCCUUAUGAUCUGGAUAAAUCCCAAAUAAUCCUGGAUUGGGAGAAUUCAUAUUAUUUACUAACACAAUGAACUCAUUUAAAGCUGAGAAAUAACCUAUAGAUAACAUUCAAUAUAAUUAUCUUUUAUUCCAUCUAUUUUCUCUUACUAUUAGUAUAACAUUUCUGAAAUCAGGUUUCCAAUUCCUACUGCUAGCAAAUCAAUACUUUUGAAAUGUCAGGUGUCAGAUAUAAGGUUGACUGAGCGUAACUUGAGCAACCACAUCAGGCUGCCGUCAGGUUUCGCUGUACACUCUGGGUCGACAUUUUAAAAAUAAUCUUUAUUUUUUUAUAUCUCAUUUGACGCGAUGGUUGGUGUGUAUUUAAAAGAAAGUUUAUGUUAACAUAGGUGCCUUAUUGCCACAUCAUGAACAGGAGCAUUUUAUAAAAGUUUAUCUUUCUACAGAUCCGCAGCUUAUUUUUUUCUCUAAAUAGUAACUUGAGGGCAAAAACUUGAAGUAAACAUAAUUGGUAGUCAGCCUAAUAAGAGGGAAUUUUCCAUCGAAUAGGGUAAGUAGAAUUAACACUUAACAACACUCAUUACAAUUUUGCUUCUAGCUUACUGUUAAUAAUUGACAUGAUAAAAAACCUGCCGAGAGUGCUAACAUAGACCAAGCCACUUGUGUUAAUAACUUACAGACCCUAGCAAUCAAGUGCAUGCACACAGAUCUGCAGCCACAUUCUAUGCUUGAUCUGCGUUUUUUUCCAUUUGCAAAGGCAAUUUAAACUCCCACUCAUUCAGCCUCAACAGGACAUUGUUAUUGCAAUGCAAGCUGAACACUUGCACACUGAUUCAAUUGUUUGAAAAGUCAGUUGGGUGUCUGUUUUUUCCUAUCUCAUAGACAGGGGAAAAAACAGGCACCCAACCGACUUUUCAAACAUUUGAAUUCCCCCCAAAAUGUUCAGCAGCAUUUAAUGAUCUUUUUUUAUCUCAGAAGUUCAAAUCUGUUUUUUGUAUAUUAGCAUUUUAGUUGUGUUAGUUUAGCUUUACAGCUAAAUGUCCUCCCACAAGAAAUCUUACCUCUCUAUUCAAAUUCAUUAGCUAGUAGAAGAUCUGAGCAGUUUUAGACACUAAACCAUUCCUUACUAUUGUUGUAUUUGUUUAUUGCUCUGUCCCCACUGACUGACAAGGGCACAAUGGAGGUAGCUGUCAGGACUGAAAACAGAAAUCUGCCAUCAAAAUAGAUACAAAUAGAUCAGAAUGAUGUAAAAAGCUCUUCUGCACAAUGGGGGUAUCCAAUUAUAUCCAAUCAAUUUUCGGCGGGUGAAAAAACGGACGGAUAUCGCGAUUAAUGAUCGAAAAUGGACACAUGAUCAUGCUAAAACACAUGGGGUCGGGGACUUCUGUGUUAUCGCGGCUGAGGCAUUUGAAGCAUAAUCCGCGGUAAGUGUCGGCAUGGGGGGAGGGUAGCCCACCGCAUUUGGGCAAGUAGUAUCACCCCUGGCGAUACAAUUAGCCCCCAUUAUAUAUUUUAAUAACAUUUUUUUUAUGGAAAAGCACACAACCAUUUUCACUCCACUAAAGGACAUAGCUCUGUCCUUCUAUCUCACUUUGCACCUUCCAGUAGCUCUUCAUCAGAGAAGCGCAUGUUUAUGCAUAUUAUUUUAUCUAAUGUAAAAAAAGCUUUAAACAUACAGUAGUGCCACAUGUAAGGAAUACAGUCUUGAUGUUCACUCGCUCCCAUGAUUAAUUCAAGCCAUAAGUGAAGCUAAGCCAAGCAGUAUUUUAGGAGUAAAACAGAAACGUUUUAUUUAGUGAAGUUGUGAUUCUCUAGGUGUAGGUUGGAACUUGUACUUGAUGUGACAGUUAUACUUCUGCACAGUGCAACCAUUCUGAUUUUCUAUCUCCUUGCAAAUAUAGACGCACUUCUAGCUUUUGGUGAAGUUACUUAUGAGUGGCGCAGUGGCACGCAAUUGUAACACACUAUUUGGUAUCUGGGUAAACAGGUGAAAAAUGCAGGCAUUCUGUGGUGCGCUGCCAGUGUACCGGGAAGAAUAUACAAUGGAGUGCGAUUUGCACAAACCACUGCUCUGCAAUUUUAUUUUUUUAACAAGUUUAUUAAAAGCUAAAUCACGAAAAAUCAUAAGAAACCAUUGACUAUCAUCCAUAAUGUACAGUAAUUUGCUAAUCUUAUUUGUUCACGCUGCAUAUUUACAAAAACACCCCUACCCACCCCCACCCCCCUCACCCCAGAAAAAAAAAGAUUGCCAAAUGAUCAAUGCGCCCCUGGCUAGUCAAAUUGCUCAAACAGCAUGCAAUCUGAGCAAUAUGUUCUACCAGAACAUAAUAAAGAGUCAAUUUUGUAUUAAGCUGCCAUCAUUUAACAUUGAAUGUAGGAGCAUAUACAUAUGAUUCUGCUUAUGUAAUGAGGAUAUUAUAGGGGCAAAUUUAUAAUAAAUCAGAAAUAAUGAUGGAGACACAUGCUAGUGGGCACAUGCAGUGUAAUAAGUGGGCAAUAUUCUUAGUGCCUUUGUCACCAAUUCAUUUAGAUGGCCCCAAUUAAUAGGAACAUGUUAUUAGACACGUUAUUUAUUUCACAAUGAAUAUUGCGUGCUUCAUUUUUAUUAAAUAUUACAUUGUAAGAGCAAUUCAAAUUUUAUUUUUUAUUUAUUAAUAAUUGUCCCCUAUAAUAAAUUAAAUGAAUAAUCUUACCCCAUAAAUAUAUUAAUGUUUGGGACUCUUAAUUAAGUUAAUUAGCGACAACUCAAUACAUAUGUUUAAUGUGUGUCUUUAUUAUGUUUGGCUAAACAGACAGAGGUAAUGUCACCCUAUUUGAGCUAUCUUACUUGCCAUAGUCAUUUUCUGUUUGUUUGUUUGUUUGUUUGUUUGUUUGUUUGUUGGCUCAAAUAGAUGAUGAUUUUGUACUUUCAAACCAUCCACAAAUCACGGAUAUCUGCAUUUUAACCAUCCAGAUCACUGCGUAUUAACUCUGGACAUUUGUAGGCCAAUACUGACAGGAAUUUAUGGCGAGUUUGUACUCACAGCUACUGCACGUCAUUACAUUACUCCUUUUGUAUGUGAAGUCAUGUACUGUAUACAGUAGUCAUUGCUGUUUUGCUUUGCUCUGCCAUCUACUGGUUAGAUUUAUAAUUGCACAAUGGCAGAAAUACGAUUACACUACUGGUUUUAUUUGCAUUAAACUAGAGGUUCCCAAACUCGAUCCUCAAGACACCCCAGCGGUCCAGGUUUUAAAGAUAUCCAUGGCUCAGCACAGAUGGUUAAAUCAAAUUGACGGAAGUACUAACUAAGUCACCUGUGGCCAAGCAUAGUUAUACUUGGGGUGCCUUAACCACUUGCCUGGCAUGGUCGCAUCAGAUGCGACCAUGCCUGCAAGUGCUCUAUCUGACUUGGUCGCACAGGAUGUGACCAGUCAGAUAGAGUGUGUUAGCAGCGGCAGGGAAGAUAAACUUCCCUCCGCUGCUACUGUCAGAGGGACCGGAAGGUCCCACUGCCUCCCUGCACUCUCCCCCUGUGUCUGCCCUACUGCCGAUCACUGCUGAUCAGUCAGCACGGCAGGAUCCCCCCCUCCAGCGGCUGCAGACAAUGGCAGCCGCUGGGAGUGUAAAUGAACCCUCCCAAGCCACCCCCAGACCCUCCGCCUGUAUACCUGCAGGCUGUCCCGGCUUUCAAAAUGAAAACCGCGAUGGUCGCAAUGUUCCGAUGGUCGCGAUGUUCCUGAUCGAUGUUUGGAGAGAAAAUAUAUUUUUUCAAAAAUAUUUUUUUCCCUUUUUUUAACUAAAAUCAUUUGGGAUAGGAUUAAAUUCAUGUUCUUCACCUAAUUCACUCAUAAAAAAAACCCGACAAUUUCAGAGCGGUUUUCGGCGAAAUAAAUCGUCACUUAAGUGGUUAAAGGACAGGUUUGGGAAUCUCUGCAUUGAUGGAAUGUUUAAGUGGCAUCCAAACAUUCAUUAAACAGCAUCAGUUAUAUACACUAGCUUCACCAUAAUGCUUUAGCAGUUUAUUUGCAGUCAGGCAAGAUUACAUUUUACCAUGAUCAUAUAACAGUAUUUGUCCUUUAGAACUAUAUUUUAUUAGCUGCUCUGCACAAUAUUUUAUUGUAUUAUUUAUGAUAAGCUAUGGUGAUUGGGAUUUUUUUUCCUGUUUAUUAGCUGUAAAGAUCAAGGAAUAAAAGGUCAAGGAUUGCAGUAUAAUUUACCACACUUCUUAUUAUGAUGCUGUUUAUUGUGGUGCGGUUUUGGUUUCUUGAUCAAACUUGUAAUAUUAUUAACUAUGUUAAGCAGAAUAUUCUUUUUGUACCUGUGUUCUUUUAUAUUGCUUGUUUUUGUUUUGUUCAUUUGUUGUUUUUUUAAAGAUAGAGCUGUGUAAUAGUAUUUUACGUUAUUCAGUUGAAUUACUAUUUACAUGUGUUUUUAGCGAAAAUAGGCCCUUAGUUUAUAAUGUACAGUCAUAUCUUACAUAAUACUAUUGUCAAUAUUUCAGUUUUGAUAAUAAAUUCCACCUUAUGUUACAUUGCUACAGAUUUUAAAACUGAUUCCUGAGCAGGGGACAUCUAUUUAAGCACAUUUUCCUGAAACAGUACAGAACAGGGGAAGACAUUUGUGGGUACACACUGUAUAAAAUUACGUAUGGGCAUUAUCUAUCCAUCUUGUGGCUUGCUGUGGUAAUUGAACCAACAGCCAAUACCAUGUAUAUUCAUCUUAUAUGCCUUUUGUUUUUGCUUAUAAAUGAAUAGUUGUCUGUGGUUAAGGGCUCACCUCCAUAAACCUGUGGUUAAACUGCACUUUUUUAAAGUAACAAUGUAUUUUUUUGUAAUUUCCCUUAAUAUCUCUGCCUUGUAUGGAACCAUUGAAUUAUUAAAAAAUAAAGAAAUAUAAGAAUGUA
Messenger RNA from Pseudophryne corroboree (corroboree frog), 11552 nucleotides. RefSeq names its product family with sequence similarity 107 member A (gene FAM107A). Gene Ontology annotation, biological process: actin filament polymerization; actin filament bundle assembly; regulation of actin cytoskeleton organization. The transcript is spliced from 5 exons. Lineage: Eukaryota; Metazoa; Chordata; Amphibia; Anura; Myobatrachidae. Gene Ontology annotation, cellular component: neuron projection; synapse; stress fiber. The record is from RefSeq and is a predicted model, not a curated record. The coding region runs from base 615 to 1148 and encodes 177 amino acids.